Messenger RNA from Ipomoea triloba (trilobed morning glory), 3072 nucleotides. Its product is annotated as protein TRM32-like. Lineage: Eukaryota; Viridiplantae; Streptophyta; Magnoliopsida; Solanales; Convolvulaceae. The coding region runs from base 344 to 2605 and encodes 753 amino acids. The record is from RefSeq and is a predicted model, not a curated record. The transcript has 5 exons.
AUUAAAACAGAGAGAGAGAGAGAGUCGUUGACGGGUAAAUAACGCCAGACUACAUAGUACAUUUCUGCAACUCGAUCUACGCUGUCUUGUUUCUAUUUUUUAUCAUUCUUUUUUCGUUCCGCAUACGUUAAACACACAAACCCCGCCUUCAUAAUUGCUUCCAUAACUGCUAAAAUCGAUUGCAGUUACCAUACAUACAUUUCUUGUAGUCUUCUCUGGUUUUCCUGUCGUCGUCUUAAAUCCCAAAGCUUCCACAAGACAUCACCAUCAUAUUCCUCCUUCAAUUCUGCAUCAAAGUAAAGCUUGUUUUGACCAGAAAUCUGGGCGGGUUUUGAUUGGGAAUAUGGGAAGGAGUUCAUGGAUGAGACGCGUUGACGAGGAAGAUGGAGAUGGAGAGAGGUAUAAUCCAGCUGGGUGCAUGUGGAAGCGAUUCAUUUAUGCUCUGGACUACCAUCACUGGCACUAUAAUAAUGUUAGGAAGAAGCUUAUGCACAGAUUGAUAAAUGAUGGAAGAAGACAUGAUAAGAACAAGACCAAAUUGAUUCAUAAUGACAUUGGAGAAGCACAGAGACUUUUGGAUGAUGAAGAAACACACUUGCAGGAGUUGCAGGUUAACCAGAACCCGAAAAAGCCUGGAUUAAACAACAAAAGAUCUCUCAGAGCACGGAUAAAAGCACUGAUUAUGGAGCAGAACCAGGAGGCAAAGAACAACAAACAGCAGGGAACAACAGGCAAUUACAAGCAGUCCAAAUAUCAAAGAACUUACUCAAUCCAUCAUCUCGAGCCUACCGACGAUGAUCCUGACUGGAACCACCCGAUUUUAAUCCUUCCCGGCACCCCAAACAAGGGUUCCAAGACACUGCAAGAUAAACAAGAGAUUGCAGUCAAGGAAAAGUCAUAUGUUCCCAAGAAGCAACUCAACAAGGACAAUGAUAGCCUGGAGCUGUUUCUAAAAUUUUUACAGGGUGCAGAGAUUGGCAGUGGGAAAUUUUCCCAGAAUUCCAAGAGGAAAAUAGGAUUAACAAAGUCUGGAUCAUUCCCUCUAUAUGACAGCAAGAGAGGAGACUACAAACCUCUUAAACUUAAAGACAAGCAGAAAGAAGUUUGGUCGAAAGUAGAGAGGUUGGAAGAUGAUGAUAAUCAAGCACUAAACUUAGCUAUGCCAAAGAAUGCAAAGGAUCUCUUAGAAAGCUUGGGUCUCAUGGGUGAUGAGGAGGAUAGCAGGACUCUGAAUCGAGCCUCGACCCUUGAUUUUCGAUGUAAAUCAACAGAACACAAGGAAGAAGACACUACAGUGAACUUGGCUAUCAAAGAAGAUAAGCAAGUGGCAGAGAUUGAGGGCAAGAAUGAUGAAUAUUCUCAAGAAUCAUGUUCAAUUAGUACUCAAGAAACUACUGGAAGUGGUAUUCCGAAAUCUUCAUUUCUUCACAGAAGAAGUACUUCCCUGAAUGAGUCAUUAGACAGGUAUUCCAGGCUAUAUGAUCACAGUUUUGGCAAGGAAGUUGAAUUGAAACCUUCUAGGAGCUUAAAGGUCACAAAUGAGCGCGUGAUACCAUCAAUUCCUUUCAGAAGGAUACGCUCUUUAUCAGUGGAAUCGAGCUGUUUCCUUCAACUUGACCUACUCGGUACUGCUCCAUUCUCAGAUCAUGCAGUCAGGACAGCAGAAGAGAGCAGUUCUAUGAAUGUUACAAGCGAGGGCGAGGGCGAGUGCGAUGAGAAGCCAGAAAGUAAAGAAAAAGCUGCAUCUGUAGAUGCAAAGGAAGAGCCCGGGGAUCAUAGCGAACAAGCAGGUUUCUUGAUUGCAGAUACAGAUGAUGAAGUUAGCCCUGAUAUGGAAGAACCUGCCCAGGAAAUUGAUCAGUUAAAACUACUGAUCAGAGGCGAUUCCUAUAGAGAACAAGGAGUUAAAUGCUCUGAAGUAGCCUCCAAUGAAGAAACAUGCUUCCAAGAAGACUAUCAAAUCUCAAAAGGUUCAGAGGGCACAAGCAACCAAGCCAAAGAGAAGGAUACUGCAAUCAACUCAAGUGAGAGUUUCUGUACAGAUUCAGAAAUGGACGAAAAAGCAUCUAAGCACAGCCAGACUUAUCAAAUGGAAAUGGAUGAUCCUGAUCUGUGCUUCGUGAUGGCGAUUCUUGAAUGCUCGGGCUUCACAGAGAAUUUCUUCCAAGGAACAUGGUACUCAAGUGAACAGCCACUAAACCCCUCAGUAUUUGAGGAAGUUGAGUCUUGCUGGGACCAGGAAUUCCAAUCUUCAAGGGAAGAAAUCUGCAUGUUUUUUCACCAUCAGAUGCUAUUCGAUUUGAUCAACGAGGUUCUAGCUCAGAUAUACGAUAGAUCAUUCACUUACUACCCUGCAGCCUUAUCUUCCUGUAGCCGCAUUCGCCCACUGCCAACAGGAAAACACAUCAUUGCAGAGGUUUGCUCAACCAUUAGUUCAAUGCUGAACUUAAAGCCAGAGGCAAAGCAGUCACUUGACAGUAUUGUGGCCAGAGAUUUGGAAAAGGAUUAUGGUUGGAUGAAUCUGCAGACUGAAAGUGAGUUUGUGGCACUUGAGGUAGAAGGCAUCCUUUUUGAGGAUCUUCUGGAUGAGAUUUUGAAUCCUUAGCUUGGUUCCACAUAGCCUCAACUUUUGGUUGGCUCUGAAAUCACCGGUUAGGAUCAAGCAUUUACCCGUAUGCCAAAAGCUAUAGCUCGUAGUGAAGGUAUAACUUUAUUUCCUUAUACCGCCACAGUUUUGAGAGGCAGGGUGUUGUACUUGUCCCUUCAGGUCUCUGUCCAAUAAUUCUCUAGUCACGUGGUGCUAGACUUGACCCUUCACGAGCCUUCAUCACGCAACAAUCUUCAUCUCUUUUGGAUUGGAGUUGUAGAUAAAUUUUGGUGUUAGCUUACUGUAUAUAGUUUGUAGAAUGCCUGAGUAAUGUGAUAUAAAUGGUUGGUUUUAUCUGCAACAGUGUCAUCUAUCAUGUAGACAAAAUUUUGUUAGAUUCAGAAAUUGAUUUGAGUUAAUGCACAACACACAUGUUGUUUGUAGAAGACUAUAUUGAUAUGGAUAAAGUCAGAUAGUUCAACUGC